AUGGGACUGAGGCAUUCGUCGCGUUGUUUGCUGCUACGGCGGAAGAUGGCGGAGGCGGACAGCUCGGAGCGGCAACAGCCUGUAACGUCUCCCCUCUCCCAGUCUGCCCAGCCCUCCCCACUGCCUAAACCAGUGCCUACUGCCCACCAUGUGCCCUGUAUCCCCCAUACGCCUCGUGUAGCAGCCCUGGCCACCUGUCCCGGUCGGGGCAAGAUUUCCAAAUUUAUCAGCCCGGAGGACAUGACAUCACGGGACUACUACUUCGACUCCUAUGCCCACUUUGGCAUCCAUGAGGAGAUGCUGAAAGACGAGGUGCGCACGCUGACCUACCGGAACGCCAUGUACCACAACAAGCAUGUGUUCAAAGACAAAGUCGUCCUGGAUGUUGGCAGCGGCACCGGGAUCCUCUGUAUGUUCGCCGCCAAUGCCGGCGCCAAACACGUCUACGGGAUCGAAUGUUCGAGCAUAUCUGAAUAUUCCGAGAAGAUUAUCAAAUCAAAUCACCUCCACAAUGUCAUUACCAUCUUCAAGGGAAAGGUGGAGGAGGUGGAGCUGCCUGUGGAGAAGGUGGACAUCAUCAUCUCGGAGUGGAUGGGCUAUUGCCUCUUCUACGAGUCCAUGCUCAACACCGUCAUCUUCGCCAGGGACAAGUGGCUGAAACCUGGAGGCCUGAUGUUCCCUGACAGAGCAGCUCUCUACGUGGUAGCCAUUGAAGACAGGCAGUACAAAGAUUUCAAGAUACAUUGGUGGGAAAACGUGUAUGGAUUCGACAUGAGCUGCAUUCGCAAUGUGGCCAUCAGGGAGCCUCUGGUGGAUGUGGUAGAUCCUAAGCAGGUGGUGACUAACUCCUGCCUCCUAAAG
Molecule: messenger RNA, 861 nt
Organism: Anoplopoma fimbria (sablefish)
Lineage: Eukaryota; Metazoa; Chordata; Actinopteri; Perciformes; Anoplopomatidae
Product: protein arginine N-methyltransferase 8-B-like
Exons: 7
Biological process (GO): peptidyl-arginine methylation
Cellular component (GO): plasma membrane
Molecular function (GO): protein-arginine N-methyltransferase activity
Source: RefSeq, a predicted model, not a curated record